GACAUGUCAACAGUGUUCGGCACCCAACCUGUUCAACCUACGCCAGGCGGUCUAUUCGGAGGCGCUAAUAACAACACUGGAGGUGGUCUGUUCGGUGGCACGCAGACUAACCAGCAGACCGGGCCCCAACCUGCCGCAGGUGGCUUUGGUUUAUUCGGACAGGCAGCGAGGCCUACAGCCGCGGCGCCAACUUCAGGUGGUGGUAUGUUUUUUGGCCAGCAGCCUACGGCGAACACGGCGCAGGUGCCGCAGCAGCAGACUGGCCUUUUUGGCACAACGCCUGGCCAAAACAUCAUGCAACCCGUGAACGGCGGAUUCAAUCUUUUCGGCAAGGCCCCUGCCACUACACAGCCUACUCAGCUCAACGCAGGCGGGUUCGGCGGUUCUAUGUUCGGCAACACAUUGGGCACUUCCGGCGCUCCCACUGGCCAGCCGGCCGCGCAACAGCCGCAGCUGACUGCCUCGAUUGCGCAGCCGAUCGGUGCCAACCUCCCGAUAUUCAGCAUGCUCCCGCCAGGUCCUCGUGCGAUCACUCUUGAUCAGCCGCGGAAGAAAUCCAACAUUUUCCUCGAGGUACCAACACGGACUCCUGUGCCUAGAAUCCAGCUUGGUUACACCCCGGCGACGUCGAAGCUUCGCGGGUAUACGUCCACCAACCAGGCACAGGGCUUUGGCGCUAGUAUGUCUCUGACAAAUGGCAAGCCGGGUGCACUUGCUCUUAGCCAGAAGAGCCUUCUCGGCCCCGACGCGGUCCUUAGCGGGACUGGUUCAUCUCCCGGCCUCGGUAGGGCAACAAGGCAGAGCGUCAAGAAACUCAUCCUGGACAAGAAGGUGGAGCCUGCCGAUUUGAUGAAGAGUGGCGCGUCGAAAUCCCUGUUCAACCCGGCCCUCAGCAUUGCAGCGAGGGAAUACGAGGCUGCCAUGGCACAGCGCACCCCUGAGACUCCGACGCCGGCGUCGAAGGCCCUCGCCAAGCCCACGACGAACAAGUUCUCCGCGCAAUCAACCAGCGAGUCCAUCAAGGAGGCCGAGAGGGCACCCGAGCUCAGCGAGCUCAAGGAGGGCGACUAUUAUGUCAAGCCGUCGCUUUCCGAGCUGAAGAAGUACUCGUUCGGCGAGCUCUCUGCCGUGAAGAGCCUCGUCGUGGGGCGUGUUGGCUACGGCGAAAUCGAGUUCCUUGAGCCGGUCGACCUGACCGGCCUCCGGCGCACGACGGAACUCCUGGGCGAUAUCGUGCGCUUCGACGACAAGGAGUGCAGCGUGUACCCAGAUCUCGACGACGCGGACAAGCCGCCGCCCGGCUCGGGCCUCAAUGUGCGCGCGCGCAUCAUGCUCGUGCAUUGCUGGGCCCUUGACAAAGCGACGCGCGAGCCGAUCAAGGACGAGAAGCACCCGCACGCGGCACGACAUCUCAAGCGGCUCAAGAACAUGAAGAACACGACCUUCGAGAGCUUCGAUAUCGAAGAGGGCAAGUGGGUCUUCGCCGUCGAGCAUUUCUGAUCUCUUGUUGGAUCUUUUUUUCUUGUUCGUAACUAGCGACUCGAUCCUGUUUCGUCCGCCUACAUGUAGUUCCUAGUGCCAUCUCACUGUUGCAAUAUAUAUAUAUACUUUACAUCUUUCGA
This is a messenger RNA of Phanerochaete carnosa HHB-10118-sp, 1622 nucleotides long. RefSeq lists its product as uncharacterized. NCBI's taxonomy places the organism in Eukaryota, Fungi, Basidiomycota, Agaricomycetes, Polyporales, Phanerochaetaceae. Gene Ontology annotation, biological process: RNA export from nucleus; post-transcriptional tethering of RNA polymerase II gene DNA at nuclear periphery; protein import into nucleus. Gene Ontology annotation, cellular component: nuclear pore; nuclear pore cytoplasmic filaments. Gene Ontology annotation, molecular function: structural constituent of nuclear pore. The record is from RefSeq and is a predicted model, not a curated record. The transcript has a single exon. Bases 4 to 1500 code for a protein of 498 amino acids.